Messenger RNA from Salpingoeca rosetta, 2549 nucleotides. RefSeq lists its product as uncharacterized. The coding region runs from base 215 to 2500 and encodes 761 amino acids. The transcript has 19 exons. Lineage: Eukaryota; Choanoflagellata; Craspedida; Salpingoecidae. Gene Ontology annotation, molecular function: long-chain fatty acid-CoA ligase activity. Gene Ontology annotation, cellular component: membrane; endoplasmic reticulum. The record is from RefSeq and is a predicted model, not a curated record.
AACAAACCCAAAGAAAGAGCAAAAAGGCGGAGACGGCACCAAACAAGCAACAAAACAAGGGUGUUGUUGGUGGUGUGGUGAGUGUUUUGUUGUAGUUGUUGUUGGCGUCGUUCGAGGUGCUGAAGCAAAGCCAAGGGAUCGCGAGAGGAGCAAGAAGGACGAGCAGGGGAAGACACAAGCAGUUGUAGCAGACACAAGCAGUCGCCGUUUCGUCAUGGACAACGAGGCGGAUCGCACAUUGAUCUUCACGGGUCGGAUAGGGCACGCUGACUUUAUCAACGGCAGCUUCCAGCUCCAGGAUGAGACGGUGAAUGGGAAGCCCGUGUACUUGUCAGACCACGAGAUCCCCGAUGGUUAUGAUGACGCGUCUGGCUGCAAGCUCUACCUCUACUUUCACGAGGAGAACGACGCGUGGGUGGUGAGCCAUGUGCUGAACUCGCUGGACGUGAUUGCCUUCGCUCCGUCACGCAUCACCAGCAUCUGGCACGUGGCCACGGGCAAAGGCCCCUUUGUCCCCGACCCAACUGUCAAGCUCAUUGCCGCGUCGACGGGCAAGGUUCUGACGCGUCUUGGCGCGUGGACGGUGGAGCCAUCGGGGGAGGUGGCACUCAAGAUCGAACACCCUCCAGAGCCCGGGAGCGAGCGGCCAAUGACGAUUGUUGAGCUGUUGCGACUGGCAGCGGACCGGUUCUCCGAUCAGCACGCGCUUGCAUCCAUCAAACCAGACGGCACAUGGGCGUUCCGCACGUACCGGGAGCUGUUUGAUGAGUGCGUGUAUGUUGCGCGGGCGCUGGUGAAGUUGGGCCUUCGCAAGCACCACACCGUCCUCAUCUACGGAACAAACGCUGCUGAGUGGACCAUCACCGCUAUUGGUGCGUGCGCGUGUGCGCGCGCGCGUGGCGUCAUGCUGAGUCACGACAACAUCACGUGGACCGCGCGCACCCUGGCACAGGCGCUUGGGGCGGAGCCGGCGCAGGACCGGCUUGUGUCGUAUCUUCCGCUGGCGAACAUGGCGGCGCAGAUGAUGCACGUGUGGAUGCCAAUUGCAGCCGUCGCCACCGUCUACUUUGGCAAGCCGGACCCCUUUGAAAAGCUUGACUUCAUGUCGACGCUGCGGGCUGCUAAUCCGACGCUGUUUGUUGGCAUUCCCUGGGUCUGGCGCCGCCUGUACGAGCACGGCAACGAGACAAAACGCCUCUCUGCCUGGGCUGCGCGCAAAGGGAUGAAGGGGAGCAUUCGUCUGCAGCGCGGGGAGGGGGUCAACUGGAAGUUCAAAUACGCAAACAAGAACACCUUCUCCAAGAUCAAGAAGGCCAUUGGCCUCGACGAGUGCCGACUGGCGAUGUGCAUCGACUCCAACCUGAGCCCGGCCAUGGCCGAGUACUUCCUUGCCAUCAACCUCCCUGUCUUUGAGUCGUACGGGUGCGCGGAGUGUGCUGGUGUGCACACCAUCUCAAUCCCGGGCCAAUCCCGCCCCGCUUCUGCAGGCAAGCAGCUGCCAGGCACACAGGUGCGCAUGACGCACGGCUCGCACGAGAUUCUGAUGUACGGGCGGCAUGUGAUGAUGGGCUAUCUGUUUGAUCCGGACGCGACGUCUGAUGCCAUUGACGAGCGCGGCUGGCUCCACACCGGCGACAUUGGCCAGGCUGACCGGAGCGGGUUCCUGUAUGUGACAGGACGUCAGCCGGACCUGCUGCUCACUGCUGGCGGCGCGUAUGUUCCGCCCGUCCCCAUCGAGACCGCGCUCAAGGCUGAGCUGCGUGGUCUGGUGAGCAACGCUGUGCUCGUCGGCGCAAAGAGGAAAUCGCUCGGUGUUCUCCUCACUCUCAACACGCUGACUGACGACCACUACACGCCGACGGACGAGCUUGCACCGGACGCCGUGUCCGUUCUGCGCGAGAUGGGCUGCACCGCCACCACGGCCUCGGCCUGUCUAAACGGGCCCCACACAGACCGCGUGAUGCAAUUUGUGCAUACUGCCCUUGAAAACGUCAACGCGAAGGUGGUGAGCGAGGACCAGCGUGUGACGCGUUUUGAGUUCCUCCCACGCGGAUUGAGUCAGGACACGCGUGAACUUGGGCCGACGUUUAAACUUCGCCGUCACUUUAUCGCCAUCAGGCACGCGAAUGUGAUUGACCGGAUGUAUGAGGGCGAGGAAUUGGACGACUAUGAGCAGCAGCCCUGGUACCACGGCCCAAUCACCCGCGCCGACACCAUCAACCUCCUCAAGCGUGAUGGCGGCGGGUAUGACGGGUGGUUCCUGAUUCGUCUCAGCACAAAGGAGAAGAACACGUUUGUCAUCACCCUGUGCUUCAAGGGCAAACUCUAUCACAACCAGAUCAAGUAUGCGGAUGGGGUGUACAGCACGCACAAGGACCAGGGCAACCACCAGUACAACACGCUGCAGGAGCUGGUGAACCACCACCGCGAGGGGAAGAACGGCUUCCAGACGGUCCUCACUCGCCCGUGUGCUCGCCCCACCGCCUCCACUUCCGUCUGAACACACACGCGUCGGAAACUAUGUGUGUGCGUGUGUGCGUGUGUGCGUG